Neoarius graeffei (lesser salmon catfish) is the source of this 992-nucleotide messenger RNA. Its product is annotated as piggyBac transposable element-derived protein 3-like. The coding region runs from base 102 to 992 and encodes 296 amino acids. The transcript has 2 exons. The record is from RefSeq and is a predicted model, not a curated record. Lineage: Eukaryota; Metazoa; Chordata; Actinopteri; Siluriformes; Ariidae.
GUCCAAACGGACCCCAGUGGUAGUUUUGUUGCAAAAUCUUUGUCAUUUUACAUUUAUAUUGUCUAACCUUCCAUGUAUUCCUCAAAUAGGGUGUUUUUGAUAUGUUCUCAUUUGGAUUUGUAUGUAUAGUUUUUUUUCUUUUAAGUUAUUUUAUAUUUUGUAUCAAUACCCAACUUUUCCAUAAGUGGGGUCCAAACGGACCCCAAGCAUUUUAUAUGGAGUUUCGGUUGAUAUCCCUAGGAACUUUUUAUUUUUGUCACCUCUGGUUGUCAGGAAUACAUUUGUUGCCGAUCAACACAUCUACUGCUUACAUUCUCACCACCCUGAAGAGCAUUUUUACUCACCAACACACAUCUUACUGUGCUAACAGUAAAGUACGGCUUCCAAACUGCAACCUCAAUGAUGAGAAAACCUUGAAGAAAAAGGGAAGAGGGACAUUUGAUGUCAGAGUGGAGGAGAACCACAACAUUUGUGCUGUGACAUGGUACGACACCCGUCAGGUGACACUUGUGUCAUCCUUUACUGGCCCAGAACCAGUGGAAAAGGUUAAACGUUGGGACAAAACUGCCAAAACAUUUGUGGAAGUUCAGAGGCCUAACAUCGUGGCGACCUACAACAAAAACAUGGGGGGAGUGGAUUUGCUGGACUCAUUUGCGGCCAAGUACAAGUUUCCUCUCAAGUCCCAUCGUUGGUACAUCUACAUCUUCUGGCACACAAUUAUUCUAGCUGUGAUCAACGCUUGGCUCCUGUACAAACGGGACUGCAAGGCCUGGGCUAUUCCAAAGAAAGAGAUCCUGAUCAGGAGACGGUUUCAGGCCCAGUUGGCAUCCUCCCUUAUCCUGACUGGCACAUCUGUCCCAGUGCCAAAGCGAGGGCGGCCAUCCUCAAGCCCUAUGAGUUCUCCAGCUGCUCGGCCCUCUAAGAGGAGAAAUGCACACCCACCAAGUGAUGUCUGCAAAGACAUGACUGGGCAUUUCCCCCAUCAGAGCUGA